UGUUGCUUGGCGGGCUUGCUGAAACGCAGCCAUGGCCGGGGUCUUUUCAGAGCACUGGGAGCUGCCGAGGUCGCGCUUUCUGCGGCGCCAGUGCCUGCUGCACCCCUUCUUCCGCUCGCUUUCUCAGGGCUCGACGUACUGGGAUGCCUUCGUGCAGCACUCCGGGCCCUUGCUGAAGAUCUUGGACGCCCGCUUGGGCUCCGUUUCGGAACCUCUGGCGGCAGCGCAGGCGCGGCUCAGGGAAGAAGCAGCGCUUCUGCCCUGCGGGGCUUCCGCCUCGGACUCGUUGAGCUCCCACAGGACUCGCGCCGCGGCCGACCUGCUCUUGGGCAUCCGGCUCCGCUUGUACCACUGGAUCGCCGGAGCGGUGCUGGCAGCCUACCCCGAAGCGGCCAAGCUCAGAGGGCCCGGUGAGUGGCUGGCCUUGUGCGCCUCAGAUGCUUUCGGCGCCAGCUCUGCCCAGUUGAGCGCCUUGCUGGACUCACAGCGAAAUGCUGAACUGGACAUCCUGCACCAGAUGCUGCAGCAUGAGCGGGCGCAAUUGGACCAGAUCUGUGGCAGCCGCUUGGAUCCUCCGCGCCCGGAUCCACUGCUGCAAGCUGCGGGGCUGAUGCCUCCGCGGGUGCUGAUCAUUGCAGGCUCGGACAGCGGCGGCGGUGCCGGGCUGCAGGCGGAUCUGAAGAGCUGCACCGUGCUCGGCGCCUUCGGCACCACUGCGGUCACCGCCCUCACGGCGCAGAACAGCCGCGGGGUGCAGGGCAUCCUCCCCAUUUCCAUCGAUUUCCUCAAGCAGCAGCUUGAGUCAGUGCUGUCCGACCUUGGCACCGAUGUGGUGAAGACCGGCAUGCUGGCAACCGCCGACAUUGUGAAAGCGGUGGCAAGCUCUUUGCAGGAGCUGGCGCCUGGGAAGAUGCUGGUAGUGGACCCUGUGAUGGUGUCCACCAGUGGGCACACACUGCUGCAGGAGGAUGCAAUCCAAUGCGUCAAGGAGCAGCUGUUUCCGCUGGCGACACUGAUCACGCCCAACUUGCCAGAGGCCUCCCUGCUGCUGGGCCGAUCCAUUUCCUCCGUGCCUGAGAUGGAGCAGGCCGUCCGGGAUUUGGCCGCCAUGGGCCCACGCUGGGUGCUCCUGAAAGGCGGCCACCUGAAGGAGGGUGCCGAGGAGGCCAUCGAUAUCCUCUGCGACGGACAGGAAAGCAUCGCCUUCAAGUCUGCGAUGAUUCCGACAACGCACAGCCAUGGGACAGGAUGCACCUUGGCGUCCUCCAUCGCCGCAUUGCUGGCGCGCGGCCUGGAGGUGCCCGAGGCUGUGCAGGAGGCCAAAGACUUUGUGAGCGGCGCCAUCGCCUGCUCCGCCAAGCUGGCCUUGGGAAGCGGGCCCCAGGGCCCCAUGAACCACUGUUGGAGGCACUUCGACUGGUGAGCGAGCGC
Molecule: messenger RNA, 1431 nt
Organism: Effrenium voratum
Lineage: Eukaryota; Dinophyceae; Suessiales; Symbiodiniaceae
Source: the annotation of a GenBank genome assembly